AUGAUUACGAGGUCAUUACCUAAUUCAAAUCCUACAUUCCAUGAUAUGUUUAACAUCGUCCACAUUGAUGAAAAAUGGUUUUACAUAUCGAAAUCAUCAAAAAGGUACUACCUCGUUCCCGGCGAGGACGAACCAUCAAGAACAUGUAAAAGCAAAAAAUUCAUUACAAAAGUCAUGUUUUUAGCAGCUGUUGCUCGGCCACGAUUUGAUGCAUUUGGAAAUGAAAUUUUUUCCGGAAAGAUUGGAAUCUUCCCACUUACAACAAGAGAACCCGCUAAGCGUUCAAGUAAGAACCGUGUUGCGGGAACGUUAGAGACAAAACCGAUUUUAUCGGUUACUAAAGAGAUAACAAGAUCGUGGUUGAUAGAAAAAGUUUUACCCGCUAUAAAAGCUAAAUGGCCACCAAACCAUACGGGUCCAAUAUUCAUUCAACAAGAUAAUGCAAAGCCUUAUAUUGAUGUUAAUGAUAGUGAGUUUAUUGAAGCAUCGUCUCAAGAUGGAUUUGAUAUUCGUCUUUGCUUUCAACUCCCAAAUAGUCCAGAUUUAAAUGUGUUAGAUCUUGGAUUUUUUUCGGGCGAUUCAAUCCCUUCAAGAGCAAGAGGUUCUUCAUACGGUUGA
Lactuca sativa (garden lettuce) is the source of this 618-nucleotide messenger RNA. RefSeq lists its product as uncharacterized. Gene Ontology annotation, molecular function: nucleic acid binding. Lineage: Eukaryota; Viridiplantae; Streptophyta; Magnoliopsida; Asterales; Asteraceae. The record is from RefSeq and is a predicted model, not a curated record.